This is a messenger RNA of Daucus carota subsp. sativus, 672 nucleotides long. Its product is annotated as brassinosteroid-responsive RING protein 1-like. Lineage: Eukaryota; Viridiplantae; Streptophyta; Magnoliopsida; Apiales; Apiaceae. Bases 86 to 541 code for a protein of 151 amino acids. The record is from RefSeq and is a predicted model, not a curated record. The transcript has a single exon.
UUGCUUGCUCUCUCUAUAUAACCAUACUGCGCCACUAUUUUUUGUCUCUCCCCUUCUUCUCCUCAUCCCUUAAACACAAAGACAAAUGGAAUUUCCAGUAAGCUACAAAAUUUUUUCCUUCCCCAAAUUCAUACACAACACAUUACACUUUCUCCGUUCAAUAAAAGACUUCGUAUUCACAAUACUCUUUUUCCAUCCGUGUGCCCAAGAUAUAUAUUUGUCGACACGAUUCAAAACCCGACACGAGGUGCCAACUUUGUUGGAUGUUCUAACACGGGAGCUUUUACCUGUGGUAAAAUACUCGGAGCUUGUCGACCCUCCACAAACCUGUGCGGUGUGUUUAAAUGAGUUCUCUGGCUGCGAAGAAAUACGAAGACUGCCGAAUUGCCAACACGUGUAUCAUCGGAAUUGUGUGGACCGGUGGAUGGAUCAUGAGCAGAAGACGUGUCCGUUAUGCCGGACGCCGUUCAUUUCCGAUGACAUGCAGGCGGCUUUUAAUGAGAGGCUUUGGACUGCUUCUGGAAUCUCCGAUUUCUACUAGGAAUAUUAUUUAGUCGGGACUUCGUUUUUAUGUACUCGUACGCUAGAAUCUUUUAUUCUCAGAGAUACUUGUAAUAUUCCAUCAUCGAUAUAAGAAAACAAAAAAAAAAUUGAAUCACGAAAACUUGAUUG